UUCCCAUCGCUAAGAAAGUAUAAUCUACAAAUUCUUUGAAAAAAAAAACAUCAGCGCGUACCUAAUCGACUUCAUCGACGGAAUUGAUGUAAAAUUAUAACAGUACUCCAACAUCUUCUAUUCUUAGAAUAGUCAAAAAAUUUACAAUUUCCACCUUCAAAGGGCGGUCGGCCAAAUAAUCCCACGCUACUCAAGAGUAACUUAAACCCUCAAAAAAAAAAAACAAAAAAAUAACUAUGUCCUUUGACGCGAUACCCAAGGAUCUGAGGGGUCUGCGGGCGUGCCUGGUUUGUUCCUUGGUGAAGAGUUUUGACCAAUUUGAGACUGACGGCUGCGAAAACUGCGAGGAGUUCUUGCGCAUGAAAGGCAACAAAGAUAAUGUGUACGACCACACCAGCAACAAUUUUGAUGGGCUUAUAGCUUUGACAACACCCACCGAUUCCUGGGUGGCGAAAUGGCAGCGAUUAGCUCGAUUUACACGCGGCAUCUAUGCUAUAUCCGUAUCAGGAACUUUACCUCAAUCAACUUUAAGAGAUAUGAAGAACCGGGGUAUUGUCUACAAAUCCCGCGAUAGGAGUCAACGCUAAAUAUUUUUCGGCCGUACAAAAUACAAAUGUAAAUCUUUAUUUUUAAGUCAUAACAAAACCACGAAUACAUACAAGAGCAAUACAAAAUGGA
This is a messenger RNA of Drosophila pseudoobscura, 678 nucleotides long. RefSeq names its product Transcription elongation factor subunit spt4 (gene spt4). Bases 237 to 587 code for a protein of 116 amino acids. Lineage: Eukaryota; Metazoa; Arthropoda; Insecta; Diptera; Drosophilidae. Gene Ontology annotation, biological process: regulation of transcription elongation by RNA polymerase II; transcription elongation-coupled chromatin remodeling. The transcript has 3 exons. Gene Ontology annotation, cellular component: DSIF complex; nucleus. The record is from RefSeq and is a predicted model, not a curated record. Gene Ontology annotation, molecular function: RNA polymerase II complex binding; zinc ion binding.